Messenger RNA from Betta splendens (Siamese fighting fish), 3481 nucleotides. RefSeq names its product Mtr4 exosome RNA helicase (gene mtrex). The record is from RefSeq and is a predicted model, not a curated record. Bases 27 to 3137 code for a protein of 1036 amino acids. Lineage: Eukaryota; Metazoa; Chordata; Actinopteri; Anabantiformes; Osphronemidae. The transcript has 27 exons. Gene Ontology annotation, cellular component: nucleus. Gene Ontology annotation, molecular function: ATP binding; RNA binding; RNA helicase activity. Gene Ontology annotation, biological process: RNA catabolic process; maturation of 5.8S rRNA.
UUGUGGGAAAAGUGAUUCCAACAAUCAUGGCAGACGCGUUUGGAGAUGGGUUGUUCAGCGUGUUUGACGAUGAACAACAAACCACAACUAAUAAGAAGACACUUCCCUCCUUGGCUGUAGAACCAGAGAAAGCUGUCAGUAAAAAUGUCUCUGACAAGGAUGCUGGUCCAUCUCCUCGGCUUAAGAGGGAGGCAGACAGUGACGGUGGAGAGGAGGUGGUGUUUGGGAAGAAAGCUCGACAUGAGACAGUCUCCCCUAAUGACUUGAAUCUGGCAGAAUUUAUGCCUCAGGUUAAGGUGGAGCAAGUUGAGACAGUGGAGGGAUGCUCACAUGAGGUCGCUUUGCCUGCCAGUGAUGAAUAUAAACCACUGAAACCUCGAGUGGGCAAGGCAGCCAAGGAGUACCCAUUUAUACUUGACCCAUUCCAGCGGGAGGCCAUCUUAUGUAUUGACAACAAUGAGUCUGUGCUUGUGUCUGCCCACACCUCUGCUGGCAAGACCGUCUGUGCUGAAUACGCCAUCGCUCUGGCCCUCAGAGAGAAGCAGAGAGUGAUCUUCACCAGCCCCAUCAAGGCUCUGUCUAACCAGAAAUACAGGGAGAUGUAUGAAGACUUCCAGGACGUGGGCCUGAUGACUGGGGAUGUCACGAUUAACCCCACCGCCUCUUGCCUUGUCAUGACAACAGAGAUCCUGAGGAGCAUGUUGUACCGAGGCUCUGAGAUCAUGAGGGAAGUGGCCUGGGUCAUCUUUGAUGAGAUCCAUUACAUGAGAGAUUUAGAACGAGGUGUGGUGUGGGAGGAGACGAUCAUUCUUCUUCCAGACAAUGUGCAUUACGUCUUCCUGUCAGCCACCAUCCCCAAUGCCAGACAGUUUGCUGAGUGGAUUUGUCACCUUCAUAAGCAGCCGUGCCAUGUGGUGUACACAGAUUAUCGCCCCACUCCACUGCAGCACUACAUAUUUCCAGCAGGGGGCGAUGGACUCCACCUGGUGGUUGAUGAGAACGGAGAUUUUAGGGAGGAAAACUUCAACACAGCUAUGCAGGUGCUGAGAGACGCAGGGGAUUCUGGGGGCAGCAGUGGUGGCAAGUGGGAUCCGAAAGGGCGGAAAGGAGGAACCAAAGGUCCAUCCAGUGUGUUCAAGAUAGUGAAGAUGAUCAUGGAGAGGAACUUCCAGCCUGUCAUAAUUUUCAGCUUCAGCAAGAAAGAGUGUGAAGCCUAUGCUCUGCAAGUGGCCAAACUGGACUUUAACAACGAUGAUGAGAAGCGUCUGGUGGAGGAAGUGUUUAACAACGCCGUGGACUGUCUGUCAGACGAAGACAAGAAACUCCCCCAGGUGGAGCAUGUGCUUCCACUGUUGAAGAGGGGCAUAGGAAUCCACCACGGAGGACUGCUGCCCAUCCUGAAGGAGACCAUAGAGAUCCUUUUCUCCGAAGGCCUGCUCAAGGCCCUUUUUGCCACGGAAACAUUUGCCAUGGGCAUCAACAUGCCCGCUCGCACAGUGCUCUUCACCAGCGCUCGCAAGUUUGAUGGCAAGAAUCACCGCUUUAUUACGUCAGGUGAGUACAUCCAGAUGUCUGGACGUGCUGGCAGGAGAGGAAUGGACGACAGGGGCAUCGUUAUCUUCAUGGUGGACGAGAAGAUGAGUCCAGCUGUGGGCAAACAGCUACUCAAGGGAUCAGCAGACCCCCUGAACAGUGCCUUCCAUCUGACCUAUAACAUGGUGCUCAACCUGCUGCGUGUGGAGGAAAUCAACCCUGAGUACAUGCUGGAGAAAUCCUUUUACCAGUUCCAGCACUACAGAGCUCUGCCUGGUGUGGUGGAGAAAAUUAAACGGUUAGAGGAGCAAUACCACGCCAUUGAGAUACCGAAUGAAGAGAACGUAGUUACGUACUAUAAAAUCAGACAGCAGCUGGCCAAACUGGGCAAAGAGAUACUGGAGUUCAUCCUUAAACCAAAGUACUGCUUGCCCUUCUUGCAGCCUGGGCGACUUGUUAAGGUAAAAAAUGAAGACAUUGACUUUGGCUGGGGAGUUGUUGUGAACUUCAGCAAGAAAUCAAACGUGAAGGCCACCAUGGAUUCAGAGAUGCUGUAUGUGGUGGAGGUGUUGGUUCACUGUAGUAAGGACAGUGUAAAGGAUGCUGCAACUGAAGCUGCUAAACCUGCAGCUCCGGGAGAGACGGGAGAGAUGCAGGUCGUCCCGGUGAUGCUGCAUCUCCUGACAGCCCUCAGCUCAGUUCGCCUUUACAUCCCCAAAGACCUGAGACCUUUCGACAACAGGCAGCUCAUGCUCAAGUCUAUCCAGGAGGUGCAGAAACGUUUCCCAGAUGGUGUUCCUCUUCUUGACCCCAUAGAUGACAUGGGCAUCAAAGACCCGGCUCUGAAGAAAGUCAUUCAGAAGGUGGAGGCCUUUGAGCACCGCAUGUACUCUCACUCCCUUCACAGCGACCCCAACCUGGAAUCUGUUUAUUCUCUCUGUGAGAAGAAAGCUCUGAUCGCAGCUGAUGUUCGAAUAGCCAAGCGGGAGCUGAAGAAAGCCCGGACCGUCCUACAGAUGGACAAGCUGAAGUGCAGAAAGAGAGUCCUGCGACGCCUCGGCUUUGCCAGCCCCUCUGAUGUGAUCGAGAUGAAAGGGCGAGUUGCCUGUGAGAUCAGCAGUGGUGAUGAGCUCCUGCUGACGGAGAUGAUGUUCAACGGCCUCUUCAACGACCUGUCAGCCGAACAAGCCACCGCCCUGCUGUCCUGCUUCGUCUUCCAAGAGAACGCCAGCGAGAUGCCGAAACUGACUGAACAGCUGGCUGCACCACUGAGACAAAUGCAGGAGUGUGCAAAGCGCAUCGCUAAAGUGUCUGCAGAUGCCAAGCUGGAGGUGGAUGAGGAGACGUAUCUGAGCCAGUUCAAGCCCCACCUUAUGGAUGUGGUCUAUGCCUGGGCUAAUGGUUCCACGUUCGCUCAGAUUUCCAAGAUGACUGAUGUCUUUGAGGGAAGCAUCAUCCGCUGCAUGCGUCGCCUGGAGGAGCUGCUGAGGCAAAUGUGUUCGGCUGCUAAAGCCAUAGGCAACACUGAACUGGAGAACAAGUUUGCAGAAGGCAUCACAAAGAUCAAGAGAGACAUCAUCUUUGCUGCUAGUCUCUACCUAUAACAACCUUACAGCAAAUUUUACCUUUAAUUAAUAUGGUGGGUAUGGAGUCAUAGGUCUGUCAAAACAAAGUUGUUGUUUUUUUUUUUUACGUCUCAUUUUUCCAUUCAAGCAAAAACAUUUGUGGCCAGAAUGAGUUGAACAGUCAUGCUUUAUUGAACAAAAUGUGUUAUGAAAUACAUUUGAUACGUUAUACUUAAAUUUUAUGUGACAGCUCAUGACAAAAUACAAACCUUUAACAUGUUUGUGUUUAGUGAAUGGCUUUAUUUUCCUUAACAGAUAUUUGUACAUACGUUUUUCAAUAAAAGUCUGUAUGAUUUAUUUUAACAUACAGAUUAUACAAACCA